ACUCUUGGUUGAUCAUGUGACUCUCUCCGCUUCGCCAUUUUCUUCCUCUCCGCCGGCGAUCUAGCUCCUGUCAGAUCCGUGACCGUCUCUUGCGCUCCGCUCCUGCUCCUACAAGACCUGUCAGCCUUGAACAGCGCUCCCUUAGAGCCUACACCUCCUAGACUGAAGCCUUCCUCCCUCUCUGUCUUUAGUUUUAGGUGUCUGAACGCGCAAGAAGAAUGUCCGCCGAGAGCCCCCUGUACUCUCCCUUCUUCGCAGUGAUGGGUGCCUCGGCAGCAAUGGUGUUCAGUGCAUUGGGUGCUGCAUAUGGGACAGCCAAGAGUGGCACAGGCAUUGCUGCCAUGUCAGUGAUGCGACCGGAGCUGAUCAUGAAGUCCAUCAUUCCCGUGGUCAUGGCGGGUAUCAUUGCCAUCUAUGGCCUGGUGGUGGCUGUACUUAUUGCCAACAACAUGGCUCCCGGAAUCACGCUCUACAAGAGUUUCUUGCACCUGGGUGCCGGGCUGAGCGUGGGUCUGAGUGGUCUCGCAGCUGGCUUCGCCAUUGGUAUCGUGGGAGAUGCAGGAGUGAGGGGCACAGCCCAGCAGCCUCGCCUGUUCGUGGGGAUGAUCCUUAUCCUAAUUUUCGCUGAGGUUCUGGGGCUCUACGGGCUAAUUGUCGCUCUUAUCCUGUCCACCAAGGGUUAAUCACUCUUAUCAUCUCUUACACAUGAACAACCAUCAACCACACACACACACACACACAAACAUCCUCCAAAUGAUACACAUUGAGUAACUUCACCACCCGAAAUGAUGAGAGAGGAAUUUUUGCGUGCAUGCAUGUAUCGUGAGUGUGCUGUUUGCAAGUGAAUGUAUGAUUGAACUUCCUCUCUGUGUAUAGUAGCCUGAUGUGCGUCCCCCUGUAAAUGCGCUGUGUAGCUAUUGCUCUCGUCCUGUGUGUGUGUUUAAAUAGAUGCUCUCUUUCUCCUAUGCUACACUUGUUUGUCAUCCUCCUUUUAUUUUGUCUUAAUUUUAUUCUCAUUUGAAGAACAAAUCAGCCGUCGUUUAGUUUUCUCCCUUUUGGGACCAUUCGAAUUGAAACUGUUUUUUUUCUGUUCUUGCUGAUUAUUUAUGAAGAUUGAGAUGUUCAUUAAACAGUUAAAUGGAUAAAAGUCUUUAUUGAAAUAAUGUUUAUCUAAAUACAUGAGUGUGUGUGUGUGUGUGUGUGUGUAAUAUGAUAAAUAUAUAUACAUAUAAGUCUGUAUAGGUAGGUGAAUUGCACAGUGGGAAAUUUGUGGAGUUUCUUUGGGUAUGUAAUCAUUGAUUACCAUUGAGACCGUUGUCUUAAUCAAGGUAUUGAUGUGCAAGUUUACUAAUUGUGUGUGAAAUGAAUGGAUGCACACGUGUGCCUGUGAGCGAGCGUGUGCUUUAACUCUUAACAUGACAUUCUUCAGACGUGUAGCGUUGUACCUGUAGUUGAUACUGUUUCUGGUUCCAUUCAUGGGUGAACACCAGCCAGCUUGUCCAGUUUCCGAAUAAAACUUCCUCAACCUAA
Molecule: messenger RNA, 1530 nt
Organism: Sinocyclocheilus grahami
Lineage: Eukaryota; Metazoa; Chordata; Actinopteri; Cypriniformes; Cyprinidae
Product: V-type proton ATPase 16 kDa proteolipid subunit-like
Exons: 3
Coding region: 219-683 (154 amino acids)
Biological process (GO): proton transmembrane transport
Cellular component (GO): proton-transporting V-type ATPase, V0 domain
Molecular function (GO): proton-transporting ATPase activity, rotational mechanism
Source: RefSeq, a predicted model, not a curated record